This is a messenger RNA of Ambispora gerdemannii, 236 nucleotides long. The record is from the annotation of a GenBank genome assembly. NCBI's taxonomy places the organism in Eukaryota, Fungi, Glomeromycota, Glomeromycetes, Archaeosporales, Ambisporaceae.
AUGGAGAAAUACCAAGAGGAGUGGAAUAAAUAUGCGAGAAGACAGCAGAGCGAUGGACAAAAACUAUACUGCCUAACGCUCAUUGGUACACAGAUAAGUCAAAUGACGGAAGACCUAACGCAAUUAGACAAGCUAGAAUACGUGAUCGCGAAAGGAGAAAAGCCCGUAUUCAAGACCAAAUUAAUGCGACUUAGGAUAGCGGAAUGGUUGAGUGAAACGUUUUCAGCAAGUCCUGA